CUCAUCAUCUCCUGCACCUUCCCUACGGCACGCGGCUGCUGAAAGCACAAUUCAUUCCAGAUCGUCGCUUUGGAAGUAAUUAUCUACAAUGCAGAUCUGGAAUUCCACCAGACGAACACAGCGGCAACCGGCCGGCGCUGCUCGCAGUGGAACCGGAACCCCUCAACCCCCGCCGUCGUCUGCGGCACAACAACAACAGCAGCCUACUCUUCUACAACAACAGCAAAGAGCGUCGCUCUUGCAGAGAUCUCCCCUUCCUCAGACUCCUACAAGACCGGCGCCGUCUACCGCGACUCCUCAGCCUUCACCGUCUCCCGAGAAAGGAAGCGUCAAAAGGUCGGAUGUGAAGGUAGAUCCGCUGGCUGUUCUUGGCAGGAUUCUCGACAGCGAUAGCUCUUACAUCAAGGCAAAGGUGGAAUCAAAGUCUCCCGGCUCGAAACCGCGCUCAAAAUCCGAAUCCGAGCCAGCGGACGUGUCUGUUCUGAUACGGAAGAUCGACGGCGACGCGCUAGCGAGAUUCAUAAAAUCCGACACCUCAGCGGAAGACCAAGAUAUAGCCGCCUACCUCGAGACUCUGGAGAAGCAGAGCAAGUCUACCCCGUCAGAGUCAACAGACAGCAGCGAGCAAGAGAAGCAAAAUAUAGCGGCCGAGUAUGAGCAGCAAAUCGAGCGAUUCAAAGACCUGCAUGUGUCGAUUCAGAAAUGCGAUUCAGUCCUCGCAUCGGUUGGCGAUUAUCUCUCGCUGUUUGAGAAAGAUCUUGGCUUGCUGUCGUCCGAAAUCGAGACGCUGCAGAACCGGUCUAUCUUUCUCAAUCGCCGGCUUGAAAACCGGAGAGAGGUCGAGACAAGACUGGCGGCGCUCAUUGACGAUAUACUGAUUCCACCGUUUGCCAUCAAAAAGAUUCUCACAGGAGAAAUCAACACUCAAUGGAUCAGUCUUAUUCAAAUUCUCUGGACGCGGCUCAAACGCAUGGAGCUCUUCAAAGCCGAGGCGCAGAAAAUCAGUCAGUCGGUCGCUUUGAUCGACGAGAUUGAGCCGGUGCUAAAGAUGCUGGCUGACAAGGCGGUUGAGCGGAUUCGCGACUUCUUCGUGGCAAAGAUCAAAAGCUUGAGAGUGAUCAACACAAACGCGCAAGUGAUUCAGUACAGCAUCUUUCUGAAAUUCCGGCAGCUCUUUGCCUUUCUGGCAUAUGUCAACCCGCAGCUCUGCGAGGAUAUCAUCCAGGGCUACAUAAACACAAUGCGAUGGUACUACUCCAGCGAUUUCACGCGCUACGUCAAAGCACUAGAAAAGCUAAAGAUCCGGUCAAUCGACCGGUCGUCUCUGAUCGGCGCCGAAGGGAGCAAAAAAAUUCUCUCUUCCUCGCGUGCCCAGUACACGAGCAGUCAACGAGAUCCGCUCACGCUCGGGCGGAGAGUCAACAUCAUCUUCUCGACCGACAGUUCGGUGAUGAUGGAAAACUCGGCCGAGCAGAGCCAGGACGUGCUCUGGAUGGAGAUUGGAUUUAGAAGUUUCAACCUCGCGCUCAUGGAUAACGUCUGCGCAGAGUAUCUCUUCAUUGUCGACUUUUUCGCAUUCAAAUCGCCCGAGCAGCAAGCGCAUAUAUUCCAGGAGAUCUUCAAGCCCACGUUCCGCAUCGGCGAGGAUUACGUCAAAAAGCUGCUUGAACUCUCACACAUGGACGCCUUUGGGAUCCUGCUCUGCAUCCGCAUCAUCCAGCUUCUCGAAUUCGAACUCCAGCGGCGGAAAGUGCCCGUGAUGGAAGGCUACUGUCACGCCAUCAACAUGGUCCUCUGGCCCCGGUUCCAGCACAUCAUGAACGCCCACUCCGACAACCUGCGCAUGCUCUCCGGUAAACCCCCCGCCGACGCCGGCACAAGCGGUCUCGGCCGCAGCGCGUCAAACGCAAUCAGCGGACUCUCCGCCAUGCUCUCAUCCACCCACGUCUCUUCCGCGCUUCCCCACCCCGUCACCCAGAAAUUCGCCACCUUCUUGAACGGAAUCCUCGAGCUCUGCCCCGAGGACAUGGAGUCUGAGCCCGUGUCUGUAUCGGUCGUGCGUCUGCGGAACGAGUUCGAGGCUUUCCUCACCAAAUUCAGCAGCAAGAUCACCGCGCCUCAAACUGCUGCUAGUGGGAACUCACGCGGCGGCGCGGAUGCAAAGGAGACUGCAAAACUCAGAGAACGGUUUUUGUAUAAUAACUACAUGGUUGUCUGCACCGUCAUCUCGGACGCGGAAGGUACUUUGGCGGAUCAGGAGAGAGAGCAUUUUAGAAAGCUCGCGGAGGCGUAUGGCGCGUCCGCUACUUGAUUUGUAUAUAUGUUUAGGAAUACA
Molecule: messenger RNA, 2335 nt
Organism: Myxozyma melibiosi
Lineage: Eukaryota; Fungi; Ascomycota; Lipomycetes; Lipomycetales; Lipomycetaceae
Product: Sac2 family-domain-containing protein
Exons: 2
Coding region: 89-2311 (740 amino acids)
Biological process (GO): endocytic recycling; retrograde transport, endosome to Golgi; Golgi to vacuole transport
Cellular component (GO): GARP complex
Molecular function (GO): syntaxin binding
Source: RefSeq, a predicted model, not a curated record